AUGGGAACGAGAGGUCCUGUGAUAUGGUUGUUCUUAAUGUGUUGCAUCUUUGGUCACAUAAUUGUAAGUCAUAACAAUGGUUUUGUUGAAGCCAAGAGAUUUUCUAAAUUCGAAGAUUUGGAAAUCGAGAAGAGGCUCAAGGAUAUAAACAAACCCGCUGUCAAGAUCAUCAAGACUAUAGAUGGAGAAAGCUACGGGUGUGUGGAUUUCUUCAAGCAACCAACAUUUGAUCAUCCUUCUAUGAAAAAUCCCGCAAACCUUAACAAGAUGCGUCAAUUUUGGGAAGAAAUGAGCAAUCAGACAAACGAUGGUGAAUUUGGUUACUUAUGGGAGAAUGGUGUUGGUUGUCCCAUUGGUACGGUCCCGAGACAAAUAGUCACCAAAGAGGAUCUUUUGAGAUUAGACUCAUUGGACGAUAAUCAUAAACCCCGAGCCUCUUGGAACACUACCAGUGACGAUCCUAAUAAUCAGCAUUACGACCAACAUCAUUUUGCGGUAGCUUAUACGAAGAACAUAGGAAAGAGGUUCCAUGGAGCAGCAAUGGGACUAUGUAUAACCGCGCCUAAGGUUGAGCCGACACAAUUCAGUUCUUCUCGACUUCACAUGCAGAUCGGAAGCGGAUACAUCCAAAUCGGUGUGACUGUAAAUCCAGUAUUGUACAAAGACGACCAACCUCGGACUUACGUCUAUACAAAUACAAAUGGUGCAUCAUGUUACAAUAAUUACUGCAGAGUUGGGAUGGACGGCUUUCGACCAGACUUUCCACUUGGUAUGGCGCUGAAGCCAGUGUCUGUCCGUGGUGCUGAUGUGACUCACCUUCGUACCUUCCGUCUAGCAAAGUGGAAAAGUAUGGCUGUUUGGUGGUUUGAAUUUGGUAAAAAACUUUCACCGGUUGGACUUUGGCCGGAUUAUUGGUUUAAUCAAACCUAUGGAAAUUAUAUCGAGUGGGGUGGAGAAGUGUACAGCGCAAAUCAGCCUAGUCCUCCAAUGGGAUAUGGAUAUUAUCCAGUUGGGAGCAACCGUUGGGAUGCAUAUAUGCAACACAUAUCCGUGGUCGACACUUAUUUUGACAUAGACUUCAAUGUGAACUAUCUCGAAGACUUUAAUUCGAAAGGCUAUAAAGUGAGAGAGUCGACAGAUCCUAUACAUCAUGGCGGUCAUGUAAUCUUUUAUGGUGGUCCAGGCAAUAUAUGA
Messenger RNA from Capsella rubella, 1194 nucleotides. RefSeq lists its product as uncharacterized. The transcript has 7 exons. Bases 1 to 1194 code for a protein of 397 amino acids. The record is from RefSeq and is a predicted model, not a curated record. NCBI's taxonomy places the organism in Eukaryota, Viridiplantae, Streptophyta, Magnoliopsida, Brassicales, Brassicaceae.